Messenger RNA from Ostrea edulis (European flat oyster), 3559 nucleotides. RefSeq lists its product as uncharacterized. The transcript has 4 exons. Gene Ontology annotation, molecular function: RNA nuclease activity; protein binding; RNA binding. Lineage: Eukaryota; Metazoa; Mollusca; Bivalvia; Ostreida; Ostreidae. Gene Ontology annotation, biological process: RNA processing. The coding region runs from base 146 to 3559 and encodes 1137 amino acids. The record is from RefSeq and is a predicted model, not a curated record.
UAAUUUUAUUUCAUUUUCUUUGUUUCUAGAGAAACUAACAAAGUCACCCAUUCCCCAAAAUGUGAGAGAGCAAUGCGAUAUUGACAUUGAGAAAUGGAGAGAGGAAGACAAGAUUUACUACGAAACGCACAGUUUUCCGUCAGUGAUGGAGAAAGUGAGGAACCAACCUUGCAUGACGUUUGUUGGUGUGCCUGGGUCCGGGAAAUCUGCCACGGCUCACCACAUCGCCCUCAAGCUCCAGGAGGAAGGUUACGAGGUUGUACCAGUUGAUGAAAUCAGAGAGAUAAAGCAAUACCGUGACACAAAGAAUCCUCAGGUUUUUGUUAUUGAUGAUGUGGUGGGCGUAUUUGGCCUCCAGAAAACUAAAUUAGAUGUGUUGACUGAUUAUGAACAGAGAACAAUACAGCCUUGCAUGGUUAAGUCUAGAACUUUGAUGACAUGUAGAGAGACUGUGUUCAAUGAGUCACUACCUUACAAACCAUUCCUUAUCAAAGAAGAGACUGUGAUUAAAUUACACAGUUCUGAUCAUGCAUUAGAUGGCAAUGACAAAAUACAGAUUCUCCAGAAGUAUGGUUUGAAUGUUAAUAUAAUAUCACCUGCAAUGCUAACAUCAACAUCUCGCAUGUUUCCUCUUCUCUGUAAAUUGUUUUCAAAGGAACCAAAAUUCCAAGCUCUUGGUUCAGAGUUUUUCAUAAAUCCAAUCCAAUGUAUCAUUGAUGAACUUGAUGAUAUGCAGAGGCAGAACAGACUGAAUUAUGUAACGCUUGUUUUGUGUAUGCUAAAUGGAAAUUGUCUCUCAAAAGACGUUCUAAAAGAUAGACAAAAUCAAUAUUUUAUGAACAUGAAAACUGACACUUUGGAAAAUUGUGAAUUAGAAAGCCACACCGAUGCAUUCAAGUUUGUGAAUGCCUUGUCAAUAAUGGAGGGGACAUACACAAAACAGUGUGGUGCAAAAUACACAUUUAUACAUGACUCCUUGUUUGAAAUCUGUGCUUACCAAUAUGGCAAACAGUUUCCUGACCAAAUGUUGCAGUAUAUGAGUAGUAUUUAUAUUGCUAAUUAUGUCAAACCACAGACAAGUGAAACAGGUAUUGCUAAGAAAGUAAAAGAGAAACAGAGCAAUUCUCAAUCUAUUGAGGAGGAUAAGAGUAGCGUUGAUAGUGAUAUAAAAGGCCAAAAUGAGAACGCGAGUGAUGAUGAAAACAGUAAGAGAGAGGAAUCGUCUGAUCUGUGUAUAAGGUUACGUGAGGAUCAGUACCCACUGUUAACAGAGAGAUUGUACAGAGACAUACAGAACAUGGAACUGUAUGAUGUUUUCAGGAAUCAGGUUUUAAAACAUCCCCAAGUAUGUCAGGCUUUUAUUGGUGUGUUAAAGACAAAGUCAUAUACAGAAUUGAAAUCCGUAUUUCUGUCCAGUCAGGGAAACAUAGAUAAGAUAUUGAGUAAACAAGAGUGUUUGGUGGAAGAGAGCGAGGGGUGGAGUGAGUGGAGGAUACAGGGGGUGGUAGUGGAUAAGAGAAAUAAACUAGAUGAUAAGGGAGAAGCAUAUGAAGAAUACAAUGUGAGAGUGAUCAGUUGGGUGACUAACUAUGGACAUUAUCAGAUAUUAGAAUACAUAGUACAACAGACUGAACAACACAAAGAAGUAAGUGAAUUGUUUGGGAUAACAGGAAAUUCCCCACAGGAAUCUAGAUCUGAGAUAUUUGAAAAGAAUAUAGUUUUUAAUAAAUCUAGAAGAGAAGGAAUGAUAGAGAGAUUUGGAAUAGAUGCAUGUAAUAAUCAGGACAACGAUAGGCCUGUAGAACAAUCUACAUCCGAGAUAUAUACAUGUAAUGAACAGGAAAGUGAAAUCAAUAGGCUUGUAGAACAGUGUAGAUUACUUGCAUUGAGUUGUUACAGUGGUGAUGUACAGACAGUCAGAGUUCUGCUUCCUAUCUGUAACAAAGCAAUCACUGGGAUAGGUCAGGUCAGUGAAGAUAUUCAAUGGUAUUCACCUCUUAAUGCUGCAUGUGAGAUAGGACAUGUGAGUAUAGUGGAUGAGCUGGUGAAGGUGGGGGCUGAUGUCAAUCUACAGGAUAUAUGGGGGGAUACACCACUGAUAGCUGCAUGUGAGGGAGGUCAUGUGGGUGUAGUGGAGGAGCUGGUGAAGGUGGGGGCUGAUGUCAAUGUAAAGGGUAGAUGGGGGAAUAAUACACCACUGCUAACUGCAUGUAAGGGAGGGCAUGUGAGUAUAGUGGAGGAGCUGGUGAAGGCAGGGGCUGAUGUCAAUCUACAGAAAAAUUACGGGAAUACACCACUGAUAGCUGCAUUGGAGGAGCUGGUGAAGGCGGGGGCUGAUGUCAAUCUACAGAAUAAUUACGGGAAUACACCACUGAUAGCUGCAUGUGAGGGGGAACAUGUGAGUAUAGUGGAGGAGCUGGUGAAGGCGGGGGCUGAUGUCAAUCUACAGAAUAAUUACGGGAAUACACCACUGAUAGCUGCAUUGAAGGAGCUGACGAAGGCAGGGGCUAAUAUCAAUCUACAAAAUUAUAACGGGAAUACACCACUGAUAGAUGCAUGUCAGAGAGGACAUGUGAGUAUAGUGGAGGAGCUGGUGAAGGCGGGGGCUGAUGUCAAUGUACAGGGUAGAUGGGGGAAUAAUACACCACUGAUAGCUGCAUGUGAGGGAGGACAUGUGAGUAUAGUGGAAGAACUGGCGAAGGUGGGGGCUGAUGUUAAUCAAAAGAAUAAAUUGGGGAAUGUUACGCCACUGAUAGCUGCAUGUAUUAGGGGACAUGUAAGUAUAGUGGAGGAGCUGGUGAAGGCGGGGGCUGAUGUCAAUCUACAGAAUAGUCAGGAGAAUACACCAAUGAUAGCUGCAGUAAGAAAUUGUUCUUUAUCAACAGUGAAAUGUCUAGUGGAACAUGGAGCUGACUGGGUUACUAAGGUUGUUGAUAUCAAUGUGUCAGCAGUAUAUAAAGCAUUAAUACUGAACAAACCAGAUAUAGUGAAAUAUCUCAUACAGGAACAAAAUAAAAUCACUCCAGGUACAUUGAAUGGAAAUGUACACCUAUUUAACUGUCUGGUGGACAUCAGACAUGCUGGAGUUAAAACAGACAGUAGGGAUGAUGUGGUGGUGACAGACAGAUCAGUGUGGUGUAUGGAUAGAGGGGGAGAUUUGUGGGCGACAAUCAGUGAGGAAGAUUGUGAUGUACUGCGGCAUCUGUUGUGUGUGGGUCUGGAUGUCAAUCAGUCGAUACAUUUGUAUGAUAAGUACAAAGAUAAGUCUGAUGUGAGACCUCUGUUGUAUACACUGAUUGAUGUACAUUAUCAUAAUAAUAGGGAAAAGGUGAUCAUGUUGCUGUGGGAGGGGGCAGACGUCAAUGUCAGGAUGAGUAAGUGUGAAUCUGUGUUAUAUAGUCUAAGGUGUAGAGAGUAUGACUCUGUGUUAGACAGGGAGUGUGUGUCUGUUUUAGAGAGGACGAGGCGACUGGUGUGUAAGUACGGUGAAUAUUCAAGGACUGACUACAAGCGAGUAUUGUGUGAGAUCAAGAAACAUGUCAGAAGACAUUCUGUAUAG